UCACCUGCCGGCCUGGUAAACGACUUCCGAUUGUACAUUCCGUCAGAGGAAUGGCCCACUAUGCUCUGAGCAAGGCUCCCUCUACUCCUCUUCCCCACACCAACACCCUCCAGGACGUCUCCGGAACGCUGAGUAUCAUCGUCGAGGCCAUUAUGGUGGUCGUCAACAUAUUUCCUAUAGUAGUCGCGUUGAGGACGAAGCGGCAAAAAGACAGAUUGGUGACGGAUGAACUCAUCAUCGCUCUGAGUAUCACGGAUAUACUGUCAGUCGUUGUGCCUACGCCUUUCGGUCUUGUGUCCUAUUUCAACAAGACCUGGUACGGCGGGAAGCCGACAUGCGAGUUUUACCAACUUACCAUGUUGUGGUUUCAAAUCGUUUCCAUUCUAAUCAUCACGUAUAUGUGUAUUGAUAGAUUGCUCUCUCUCAGGAUGGCUCUGUAUUACAAGGUGAAUGGUUUAAACGUCGUUGAAAGGGUGAAAUACUUCGUCUUGGCCAUUUACAUCUUUGCUUUGCUAAUCGCCGCGCUGCCGUUGAUAGGUUUGGCGCCGCCCGCCAUGUCCACUUCCGGUCUGCUCUGUGAGUCCUGGAUAACGUCUAUGCCGAAAAGCGGCGAGCAGAGCGUGUUUUACAUCACGAUUUUAGUGCUAGGUUACGCCAACCUACUCGUGGUCUUGGUCGUUAAUACCAGAGUGACUUCCAUGAUGUGGAAACUGCAGAGAAAACUACAGCCUUUGGCCAAUCGGCGCCAGACGAACGUGAUACAGUUACAAACUGACAGGAAGGCUAUCGUGGAGUUCACCUGGAUGAUCAUUACUGUCACUAUUUUAUUUUACCUCACCUGGUUCCCAACUAUGCUCAUGCUCACUGUGCAGAAGGCCGGGUUCAAAGUCAGUGACAUCGCAGUUCUCUACGCCUUGCUCAGCACUACCCUGACGGGUCUACUUAACCCACUUAUCUACGGCCUCUUCUCUAAGAGUUACCGUCGCGGUUACAGACACAUUCUGACGGCCACAUUCCGAUUCUUCUGUCGCUGCAAGAAAAAGGAGUUCCAGCCUAUACCGGCCAUCGCAUGUGAUCGUGCAAGAGGACCUGACCCGGAAGACUUUAUUGGCCAAACCACAGACAUCGAUGGAGAGCUCAAGAGGUCAAGGUCAUUACACGACCGACCUUUCGGUUUCGGAUUUUACAACUACGGAUUUCAAACAUCGUUAUACUCGGCUUUGACAGAUUAUCAAGUUCCAGGUCGGUCAAAAAGCCGGACUUCCAUUGACAUGGAUGCCAAAGGUUGUAAACGGCGGGCACGUAGUUUGACACCUCCGCUGACCCAGUCGACCUCUGAACCCGUUAUCAAUGUACAAAUAGAAGAUCACGUGACUUUGAGUUCGCGCUCCUCGGAAGGAUCUUCCCAAAUUUCGAACAGUAGCCAUAAUUCGGAGGCUGACUUAGAGUACGAAGACGACACAGAAGAGGAGCAUGAUGACAUAUCUAUGCAAGAGACGCGGAUUUAGGCAUUUUCGGGUUUUGUUUUCCCGUUUUCCGAGGAAAGAACUGUUUAGCCAGAUUCGCUCGUCAAUUCCAGAGUACUGUGGAGAAUUUUUCAUAUGUGAACAUGUGCUCAAGCCAAGUGUUUGGAAAAUCUGUGAUAAACGUUAUUCUUAAAUCAAAUCUUAUGUUUGCCAGACUAGUCGCCAUAUUGGCAAGGGAAACCCAAAAUUACCUGUGAAAACCCUGGAAUGAACAUCUCCUUAUGUACAUCAAUACAAAGGUCUUCCGCCUGGCUUUUCGUUCGUCACCACGGUUAACAAAUAGAUGACGAC
Liolophura sinensis is the source of this 1817-nucleotide messenger RNA. Its product is annotated as adenosine receptor A3-like. The coding region runs from base 51 to 1508 and encodes 485 amino acids. Gene Ontology annotation, cellular component: plasma membrane. Lineage: Eukaryota; Metazoa; Mollusca; Polyplacophora; Chitonida; Chitonidae. Gene Ontology annotation, molecular function: G protein-coupled receptor activity. Gene Ontology annotation, biological process: G protein-coupled receptor signaling pathway. The transcript is spliced from 3 exons. The record is from RefSeq and is a predicted model, not a curated record.